This is a messenger RNA of Sardina pilchardus (European sardine), 1216 nucleotides long. RefSeq names its product low choriolytic enzyme-like. Gene Ontology annotation, molecular function: metalloendopeptidase activity; zinc ion binding. The transcript has 10 exons. Bases 60 to 983 code for a protein of 307 amino acids. NCBI's taxonomy places the organism in Eukaryota, Metazoa, Chordata, Actinopteri, Clupeiformes, Clupeidae. Gene Ontology annotation, biological process: proteolysis. The record is from RefSeq and is a predicted model, not a curated record.
CCAUAUAAGCCUGAGUUCAUCCUGUCUAAGUGACAAAAAUAGUUCAUUGGGGACUAGUCAUGACUACCUCAACAGUCAUUCUGCUUGUCCUUCUCCUGGGAACGCUGAACACAGUCAGGUGUCAGUAUGAAGAGGCAAUAUCAGAGGAUGUUGAAGAGGGUGGCCCACUUGCUUUAGACAAUCUCUCAGAGGAGGAUAACACAGUGUCCAUUCAGAUUGAAAGGGCUGCUGACAAGAAGGAAGAUGAUAUCCCUGAAGAGGAGAAGUACACUGUGUCUGCUCUGAUUGAAAAGGCCAAUGAGAAUGCAGGACAACUGCUUGAUGACCCGGAGAUCAGAGAGGGUGAUAUUGCAGUGCACACUGGGUUCCAGAAUGCUGACCCCUGCACCUCCCGUGGCUGCAAGUGGCCUCGUUCCCGGAAUGGCUUAGUCUAUGUCCCUUACUACAUCUCCAACCAGUACUCGUCCCGCGAAAGAGCCACCAUUGAGAAAGGCCUGCAGUCUUUUGCCCAGUCCACCUGUAUCCGCUUCGUCAGACGCUCAAGGCAGAGAGACUAUGUGCACAUCCAGUCACGCGGAGGGUGCUGGUCCUACGUGGGGCGUAGAGGUAACGAGCAGAUUGUGUCCCUGGCUCGACGAGGGUGUGUGUACCACCAGGUGAUCCAGCAUGAGCUUCUGCACGCCCUGGGCUUCAACCACGAGCAGACCCGCAGUGAUCGUGACCGAUACGUUCGUAUUUACUACCAGAACGUCCUCAGGGGACAAGAGCACAACUUUAGAAAGAUUAACACCAACAACCUGGGCACCCCCUAUGACUAUGGUUCAGUCAUGCAUUACGGAAGGUAUGCCUUCUCUGCAAACCGGCAGCCCACCAUUGUCCCCUAUCCCAACGCCAAUGUGCAGAUCGGGAGGGCCACUCAGAUGAGCCGCAUGGACAUCCUGCGGGUCAACCGCCUCUAUGGAUGCAAAAAAGCUGGGCUGUGAAGAUCCCAGACCACAAUUCAAAAGAAGAAGUGGCUUUCCCGCUCAAUUGCAUGAAUGAAGGCAGUAUGUUUUAAAAAAGAACAAAAAAGAAAAGAGAAGUUGUCUGAUUGUGUACCCUUCUAACAGGACUGUUUUGCUAUAAUACUACACGUUUAUAUUAAUGCAAACCCUUGCCUAUACACAAUGAUUCAAUGCUUAAGCUUUCAUGUUUAAUAAAGUUGGGUGAAGUGAAA